Messenger RNA from Epithele typhae, 609 nucleotides. RefSeq lists its product as uncharacterized. The transcript has 8 exons. The coding region runs from base 1 to 609 and encodes 202 amino acids. Lineage: Eukaryota; Fungi; Basidiomycota; Agaricomycetes; Polyporales; Epitheliaceae. The record is from RefSeq and is a predicted model, not a curated record.
AUGAAGUCCUUCUCUGCCCCCCUCGUCGCCCUCGCGCUCUGCGUUGCCGGUGCCUCCGCCCAGUCCUUCCUGAUCAACACCCCUGUUCCACCCCCCGUCCAGUGUGUCACCAGCCAGCUCUCCUGGACUGGCGGCGAAGCGCCCUUCUUCCUCCAAAUUGUUCCUGGCGGUAUCCCGGGCGCCGCUGCUCUCCAGCAGUACUCUAACCUCCAAGCGAGCCCCUUCACCUGGACAACCAACAUCUCGGCAGGUACCUCCCUUGGCCUCUCCCUCACCGACCACAGCGGCGCGACCGUCCAGUCGGGGACCUUCCAGAUUGCCAGCGGUCCCGACAGCAGCUGCCUGAACGGCCAAGCUGCCUCGACUGAUACCUCCCAGGCGGCGACCGGCACGACCGGGACCACUGCCGGGACCACCACUGGUACCCCCGGCAGCGGCACUACUAGCACCACUUCCGGCGGCUCCCAGACCAGCACCAAAUCCUCUUCGUCAUCGAGCUCCUCCUCAUCGGCUACUGGCGCUAGCAACAACAGCGCCGCUUUCGCCAACAGCGCGUCCGUCGGCCUCGUCGGUGUCCUUGGCGCUGUCGCCGCUGCCCUCCUCGCCUAA